Molecule: messenger RNA, 1908 nt
Organism: Passer domesticus (house sparrow)
Lineage: Eukaryota; Metazoa; Chordata; Aves; Passeriformes; Passeridae
Product: sperm-associated antigen 4 protein-like
Exons: 10
Coding region: 158-982 (274 amino acids)
Cellular component (GO): meiotic nuclear membrane microtubule tethering complex; nuclear envelope
Molecular function (GO): protein-membrane adaptor activity
Source: RefSeq, a predicted model, not a curated record
CCUAUGGCACGGGGACAGAGCCCACAGUGGCUGUCACACUGGGCAAACAUCACAUCCUGCUGCAGCUGGGCAGGCAGAGCUGAGCCCGGAGGGACAGGGAGGAGAAAGGCUCAACACAAACCAUUUGAGUCUUCCAAACCACUGGCAGAGGGAAAAGAUGCUGCAGCUGAAGAAGAGCUUUAAAGUCUUCAUUGUGUUGCUCUCAGUGGCUCUUGGUGGUUUCUGUGGGGCUGUCCUGUCAGAAUGGUCACCGUGGACAAAGGGACUCGUGGAGAAGAUGCAAAGUGUAUUUCCAGCAGGACUGAAACCCUUUUGGAAUUCACACACUUUGAUUGAAACCCAAAAGUUGCAGAAUCUGCUGGAAGAGGUCACUCAGCUGAGGGUGGAGAUCAAUAGUUUGAAGGAAUUCAGCCAGAUGGCUAUGGAACCCUGUGUCAAGACAGACUGGGCCCUGAAGAGCUCUGGAGCCACCAUUGACACCCAAAGAACUUCCCAGACCUAUGACUGCAAAGACAGUUUUCUCUGCAGGAUUUUACGCUUAUUCUGGACUGCCAGCCCUCCUGAUACUAUCCUGCAGCCAAAUAUUUUCCCAGGAAACUGCUGGGCUUUCAAAGGGCACCAAGGCCAAGUUGUCAUCAAGUUGCCAGCACGAAUCUGCCUGACUGCCAUCACAGUGCAGCACAUCUCCAAAGAUGUCUCUCCAAGUGGGACCAUCAUCAGUGCCCCCAAAGACAUUGCUGUCUUUGGAGUGGAUGCAGACAGAGAAGAGGAAACUCUCCUGGGGGUGUUCACCUACAAUGUGGAAAAAAACCCCACACAGACUUUCCCUCUGAAGAACAUGCUGCUCCCCAGAGCCUUUUCACAUGUCAAACUUCUUGUGAAAAGCAACUGGGGAAACCCCUGGUACACCUGCAUUUACCGAGUAAAGGUUCAUGGAAAGAUGGAAAACCAGAAAGUCUCAACCCAGGGCCAAGAUAAAUAAAGAAGAAAACUCAAAAGAAGAAGAAAGGGCAGGGGGAAGAAGGGAAAUGGGGGGAAUGAUGUGGCAACCUAAUGUUGAUUUUAGAGGAUGCAUGUGGGACUGUGUCAGGUGAGAUUUAGGUAAGAUAUUAGGAAUUAUAGAAUCAUUUAAUCCCCUCUGUUGAAAGGGACCCACAAGGAUCAUCAAGUCCAACUCCUGGCCCUGCACAGGACAGCCCCAACAACCACACCAUGUGUCUGGCUGCUGGUUCAGUGCUGUGACCAGCUCCCUGGGAAGCCUGUUCCAGUGCCCAACCACCCUCUGAGUGAAGAACCAUUUGGGUAAAGAACCUUCUGGGUGAAAAACCUUCUGGGUGAAUCAGAAUCUGCUGAGUUGGAAGGGACACACAAGGAUCAUCGAGUCUAAAUGCUACAACUCCUGGCCCUGCACAGGACAGCCCAACAACCACACCAUUGUUUCUGACAGCUGGCUUGGUGCUGUAGCCAAUUUGGUGAGGAACCUGUUCCAGUACCUGACCACGUCCUGGGUUCUGGUUCUUCACCCAGAAGGUUCUUCACUCAGAAGGAGAAGGUUCAUUACCCAAAGGUUCCUCACCUGUUUUUUCUGGACAGUUGCAGGCUUUUCAGGAGGGGUAGGCAGGACAGAAGAGUUGUAGGGGUCCCUUCCAUGUCAGGGGUUCCAUGGUUCCAUGAUUCCGUGACUCUAUGACCAGUUGUUUCCAACCCAUCUCUUGUAAACCUCUGACACAGUGCUGUAUGUGUCCUAUCCCACAAACAGAGUGGAAGCCACAAGUCCAGGGUUUAAGACAAUGGCAGAAUGCAUGGAAACACCUACUCCUUGACCAUGGAUGUGCAGUGAGAGCCUAAUUUGUGCCAGAGCCUAGCACUAUUGACUAAAAUAAAUAAAGCCAUGCCCUGGGAAUUGUA